CCGAGCGCACAGCCAGACAGAAGCUACUCCGAGGUGUUCGGUCCUCGCAUCCGCAUCGAUCACUAUAGAGCCGCGCAUAUUUCGGCACCCUCUCGAAUCGAAUCGCUUCACCGAGCACACAGACACGGGAAAAAUAUUUGCACAGAGGACCGAAAUUUCUGGUCUCGGGCGCCGCGCCUCGCGUAUACAUAGUGUGACGCGCUCCCCGUGGCUUUACUUAUAAAACGGAGCCGCCACUCGGCGUCUGAAGCUCUCGGCGCGCUGCCAGCGGCAUCGGCAUAAUCGGACGUUGGCGAUAUACGCACCGCAGGCGCAUACCUUGGACGGGCGCUUUCCUCGAGCGCUUAAUACUGUCUAGGCUGCGGCACGCGCCGCGAGCUUUCGACCGUCGCGGAGAACAUCUGACGCGCUCGCGCGAUGAGCGCCGAUAACCCCGGAUACAACGGAAGCGUCUGGACCGUAGAGGAAACCGAGUCGAAGAGACAGAACCCGCCGGCUAAUUGCCAGGAGGCUCUGGCUGCGACAGGCUAUGGACUCUUCAACGUUCUGCUGCUGCUGGCGGCUCUGCCGAUCGCGUGGACGUGUAUCAUCGAUACCACCAGCACAGCCUUUAUCAUCAACUCGGCGGAAUGCACGUUCGAGCUGACGAUGUUCCGGCGGGGCAUCGCCGUCUCCACGAUAUACAUAGGAAUGAUAAUAGCGGGUCCGCUAUGGGACUUUUACCUCCAAGACUGCGUGAUCGGUUACCUGGGGAGAAAGAACGUGAUGAUGAUCGGGAUAUUCCUCGACGCCAUAUGCAACCUCCUGUGGGUCCAUACAACGUCCUUUUACGCGUUUAUAGCGCUUAAGUUCGCCAGCGGUGUGCUCAUUGCCGGUCCGUUGUCGGUAGUCAUGGCUUAUCUCGCAGAGUUUCACGCCCCAGCGUAUCAGGCAAAGUUCGCCAGGUGGGCUGGUCUCCUCGUCAUGGCAUCCAAUAUCGUUCCCGCAGCAUUGGCCGCAACGCUGCUACUGCGGACGCCUUGGUUCCACUUCACCAUAUACAGCCGUUUCUACCCGACUUGGCAGGUCUAUCUGUUGAUCUGCGCCAUACCCUCGGUGCUGGGCUUGUUUACGGUUUGUCUCAUGCCGAAGAGUCCAAAAUUCCUUAUGGCCCAGGGCAAGAGCGACAAAGCCCUGCGGCUCUUUCGAACUAUGUACCGGCUGAACAACUUCAAGCCGGCCAGUCAAUAUCCGAUAACGGAAUUGGCCUUGCCGGAGAAGGCGAGCAAAGGAAAAACCAAUAGCGCUUGUAGAGAUAAAUUACGAGACAGUAUUGUUAAGUUGAAGGAGCUAUUCUCAAAGCCUCAUCUGAAGAACAUUUCCAUUCUCGUGUGGCUUCAGUUCGCCUGUAUGAUCGGAUUCAACGUUUCAAGACUCUGGGUCCCACCGCUCUUCGUCAUGAUGAACAACUUUCGAGUCUACGUCCGGCAGUUUUAUCCAGCUGACGAGUACAUCACCAUGUGCGAAAUGAUCUUCCCACGUCUGAAGAGCGAUUACGCAUCAUGUAAUUAUACUUUGCCGAGUCUCGAGUCUGCGGUGUACGUUAAUUCGACGUCGAUUGCGUCAUCGGCCGUUGGAUUUGGAUUUCUUUUUCUGCUACUGAGCGAUACCAGAAUAAAGAAGAUAGUCGUAAUGGUUUUUACAUUUCUACUGUCGGCCGCUGGAGCUUUCGGAGCAAACUGGGCUGUGGAAAUACCUUACAUGCUCGUAUUAGUAGCCUUCGUUAUCGUGGCAUCUCGAAUAACGGGCAACACCGUUAUGGCGUACAACGCUCAGGUUCUGCCUCCAUUGUUAAGGCCAACGGCUGUGAACGUACUUAAUUUCGUGGGCAAUCUGGGUGCGGCAGCUGGAAACUUAGCCUUUUCCCUGAUCAUUGGAAUCGAUUGUCUAAGCGCCUUGUUAGCACUUGGAUGUAUAUCAAUGGUCUCUACCUUGGUGCCAAUUUUCUUGAUAAGUCAGUCGAAGAAAAAGGUCAAGCCAGGAAUAGAAAGAUACUGAAGCUGGCUUACAUGCGUCGUCGAUGAUGUUUCAAGAAUUUUGAGACGUUAGCUCUAAUAAAAGUUAUAGCGAUUCUUAAUUGUGCGUCCGUCUCUUCUUGAUUGUGUUGCGUGCGUGGAUCUGGUGAUCUGCUUAUUGAAGCCAAUUGAAGCGGUUGGCCUGCGUAAGAAGAAAUACCACGAGCGAGAAUGUAGCGUCCGAAUCAAUGAAUAGUAACUAGGUGAAUAAAAGAGGUUGGACAGCCUUAUGAACUAUA
Messenger RNA from Nasonia vitripennis (jewel wasp), 2293 nucleotides. Its product is annotated as synaptic vesicle glycoprotein 2B. The coding region runs from base 418 to 2037 and encodes 539 amino acids. Gene Ontology annotation, biological process: transmembrane transport. The record is from RefSeq and is a predicted model, not a curated record. The transcript has 12 exons. Lineage: Eukaryota; Metazoa; Arthropoda; Insecta; Hymenoptera; Pteromalidae. Gene Ontology annotation, molecular function: transmembrane transporter activity.